This is a messenger RNA of Fukomys damarensis (Damara mole-rat), 2146 nucleotides long. RefSeq names its product GPN-loop GTPase 2 (gene Gpn2). NCBI's taxonomy places the organism in Eukaryota, Metazoa, Chordata, Mammalia, Rodentia, Bathyergidae. The record is from RefSeq and is a predicted model, not a curated record. The transcript is spliced from 6 exons. The coding region runs from base 162 to 1094 and encodes 310 amino acids. Gene Ontology annotation, molecular function: GTPase activity. Gene Ontology annotation, cellular component: cytoplasm.
CGCGGAAGUCUGGAGCUGGGCUAUUACCGCGGGGCUGCUCGCCCUCCUUGAAAACUGGCGCGUGUUCCCGCAGAUCUGCUUUAAGCGGCCUCGCCGUCAGGCCCCAUCGAGUUGGGAUUCAGGGGUUCCCCGCCUUCGGUGUCCUCUCUGGCGUUCUGCUCAUGGCGACGGCCGCGACGGCCACAGCCUUCGGACAGGCGGUGAUCGGUCCCCCGGGCUCGGGAAAGACCACGUACUGCCUGGGCAUGAGUGAGUUCCUGCGUGCGCUGGGCCGGCGGGUGGCGGUGGUGAACCUGGACCCGGCCAACGAGGGGCUGCCGUACGAAUGCGCAGUGGACGUGAGCGAGCUGGUGGGGCUGGGCGACGUGAUGGACGAGCUGCGGCUCGGACCCAACGGCGGCCUGCUGUAUUGCAUGGAGUACCUGGAAGCCAACCUGGACUGGCUGCGUGCCAAACUCGACCCCCUCCGCGGCCACUACUUCCUCUUCGAUUGUCCCGGCCAGGUGGAGCUCUGCACACACCACGGUGCUCUGCGUAGCAUCUUCUCUCAGAUGGCUCAGUGGGACCUCAGGCUGACUGCUGUCCACCUUGUGGAUUCUCACUACUGUACAGACCCAGGCAAGUUCAUUUCAGUGCUGUGCACCUCCCUGGCCACCAUGCUGCAUGUGGAGCUGCCUCACAUCAACCUGCUUUCCAAGAUGGACCUCAUUGAGCACUAUGGGAAGCUAGCCUUCAACCUGGACUACUACACAGAGGUCCUGGACCUCUCCUAUCUGCUUGAUCACCUGGCUUCUGACCCUUUCUUUCGCCACUACCGCCAGCUCAAUGAGAAACUGGUACAGCUCAUUGAAGACUACAGCCUGGUCUCCUUUAUCCCUCUGAACAUUCAGGACAAAGACAGCAUCCAGCGAGUCCUGCAGGCUGUGGAUAAAGCCAACGGCUACUGUUUCGGGGUCCAAGAGCAGCGAAGCCUGGAGGCUAUGAUGUCAGCUGCAGUAGGCGCUGACUUCCAUUUCUCCUCCACACUGGGCAUCCAGGAGAAGUACCUGGCACCUUCUGACCAGUCAGUGGAGCAGGAAGCCAUGCAGCUGUAGCAGCACCUUGGAGCCCAGAGAGCAGGGUGCAUAACCGGCAGCGGGAAACAUGGAGGCUCCGGGGAACAGCCGGCAGCCAGCAGUCCGCAGACCCACGUACAAGUCCAGCCAACGCAAGGAGGCUGGCGAGGGGAUACUCGGCUCUGCAAAAGACUGGACAGAAAGCCAGACCAAGGGCAGGACGCCCACCACACUCUUGGUGGUGUCCUCACGCACUGGGCCCUGGCCCGGUGAAGUGCACCAGAAAGCCCAGUGGUCUCCAGUUGUGGGUUGUGUUGCAUUGUGCUAUAAUACAAGUUUACUUUCCACUUUUUGUGCCUUCUAAACUUGUCUUCAGUCCUCCAGGCCCAGGGCUUGGGGCAGAAGAGGGGAACAUCACUGUCCCUCCGGAGAGUCCUUCUCUGUACUGCUCAGUGUUUCUCCAGAGGAUAGCAUCCAUCUUGUACUCUCCUUUGGUGUUUUGUUAAUGUUCAAUUCUAACGGGAAACCUCCAGCUGAGUCUUCACAGCCACAGCUGAAGGCAGAAGAGCGAGGGGCUGUGAGGAGGAGGCUGUGGUGGCCUGAACAGUCAGACAGCAGACCGGCUCGGCUCCCACGCUUGUCUGCAGAGCGGGUAAUAACCGGGUGCUGCCUCCCCAGCCUCUUUCAUCUGAGGAGUUCAAAGAACUUCACCCCUAUUAAUACUCUGCCCAGUAGGUGGGGAGUACUCAGAGCAAGCCAGGGAAACUGAGGCAGGCUGCACAGCCUUGGGCCGGCUGAGUCAUCUGUGGGACCUGGAACUCAGGAAGCCUGACCUCCAGGCUGCUGGACAAAUCCUUCACCCAGGCCUGAGGGUGGGUGCUGUGCCAGUAGCUGUGGUCAUGGGGUGUGAUGCUCCCCUUGCGCAGAGGGCUGGGUGGCGCCAUUUCUGGCUUCGCAUCUCACGUCCAGGUGCCCUCAGCAUUUAUUUUAGAUGGAUGGAAAUAAAUCAGAACUUUAUUUUCAGGCCUUUAUGUAACAGCAAGAAUAUUUUCUUCCUCAGUAAUUGUAGUUUUGUUUGUUUGUUUGUUUUG